This is a messenger RNA of Eremomyces bilateralis CBS 781.70, 803 nucleotides long. RefSeq names its product Got1 family protein. The record is from RefSeq and is a predicted model, not a curated record. Gene Ontology annotation, biological process: endoplasmic reticulum to Golgi vesicle-mediated transport; retrograde transport, endosome to Golgi. The transcript has 4 exons. NCBI's taxonomy places the organism in Eukaryota, Fungi, Ascomycota, Dothideomycetes, Eremomycetales, Eremomycetaceae. Bases 387 to 803 code for a protein of 138 amino acids. Gene Ontology annotation, cellular component: COPII-coated ER to Golgi transport vesicle; Golgi membrane; Golgi cis cisterna.
CAGCAGAACAAGAACAAGACCCAGCUCAAUUUCUUAUCCCCAACAAGCCUCGUGGCACAUGCACGGCAACAUUUAAUCUCAGCGUCCUCCCGUGCCACAGGGCGGAACAAGGAUGCAGCCCAGACCCUUGCAUCGCCGAUCUUCACUGCGCGAACUACGAAACCGUCAGCCAUCACCGUGAAAAGAAAGGGGACACAUCGUGCGUCCAUAAGGCAGUUCUGUUCCAGCACUCGGGACAUUCUCAACAUCAACCCAAUCCCUUCACCCUCGUCCCUCGUUCAUAUACCUACCAGCCGGGGAUCCCAUAUGCCACGCCCUCGAUAGCCACGUCCAGCUGCCUACCUCCCUACACUCAACACUCCUCCGUCCGCAUCACAUCUGCCAACAUGCCGUCCAUGUGGUUAUCCGACGCCCAAAAGGUGGGCGUCGCGUUCUGCUCCGGAGGCACAUUCUUCCUCCUCGGCGGCCUCCUCAUGUUCUUCGACCGCGCCAUGCUUGCCAUGGGAAACAUCCUCUUCCUAAUCGGCCUUCCCCUCCUCCUCGGCCUCCAAAAAACCUUCUCCUUCUUCGCCCGCCGCCACAAGCUCCCCGGCACCGCCGCCUUCACCCUCGGGAUCCUUUUAAUCCUCUUCCGCUGGCCGCUGAUCGGGUUUUUGGUGGAGUUAUAUGGAAUCGUGGUGCUGUUCGGGGACUUUCUAGGGACGUUGGUCGGGUAUGCCGGGCAGGUUCCGGUGGUGGGGCCGGGGAUUCGCGCGAUGGGGGAGAGGGUGGGGUUGGCGGGGGAGGGGGGUUUGCCGGUGUGA